UCCCAUCCUUCCACCACCACCACCUCCUCCUCAGCCGCCACUUCAGCCGACCACCGUUUCCGCGCCCUCACCACGCUGCUGCACAUCCUCUCCAGCAGCCUCUCGCCAGCACGAGCGCUCGAAAUCACCGUGCCGAUAGUGGAGCCGUACACGCGGCGACUCGACAGCGUGGCAGAGCUUUUGAGCCGGCGGGCGUCGGAGCAGAUCGCAGUGUGCGUGCGGUACCAGCGGUUCCCGUCCGUGAUGCGGCCGUGCGUGUACAUUUUCGUUUCUGGAGGUGAGGGUGAGGAUGAUGGUGAGGAUGGAGAUGGGGAUGGUGCAGGGGGCGGGGAGGGGAGGGGGAGGGGGGUAGAGGUGCAUGAGGUGGAUCCGCACGAGUUUGGGGGUGUGGCGGAAACGGCGCUGCAGGAGCUCACGCCGUAUUUUCUCGAGAAUCCGAGUGUGCCGCUGGAGCACCAUGUCGGCGUCCUUCUGGGCUGGCUGCAUAGGGUGUUUAGGGAGUGCGCCGGGCCAGAGGAGAGGUACGAGAGGUUUCAGGUGCUGGAUUUUUAUAUGCUGUUCCGCCAAUGCGGUAAGAUGUUGCUGAAGCUGGAGGCGGGGAGAGGGCUGUUCUUGGGUGCGUUCGAGGAGGUGGCGGCGAGGACGUGGGUGGACGGCGAGUUGGGGAACAGGUGGGUGGGCGAGCAGGCGGGGUUCACAGAGAAUUUGAAGACGGGUGCGAGGCUGUGGACCAGGAUUGCGGUGCUCGGUGGGCCGAAAGAGAAGUGGCCGAGCCUGUGGAGGGCGUGUGAGAGGCGUCGUCGGUGGGAGGCCGGUGAAAUGAAAGUCGAAACGGCAACGGAGGUCAAUGGGGAAGGGGAAGGGAAAGGGACGCAGCCAUGUCUACAGGACGAGAAGGAGAAGGGGAAAAAGGAAUGCUUGAACAUGGGUGAGAAGCUGUACAGACAGCAGCCGGAAGUCCGUACGAACGGAGAUACGCCCGAGUUACAACAGGAGGCCAACGACAAAGAUGACAUAUUCAUCGGCUUCGAUCCGGCCAUCGACUCCAUAUACAACGCCACCACCUGCCUCGACUUCAACUCCUUCCUCAUCCAUAGCCUCACACAGCUCUCCCGAAACCUCACCGAGCUGGAAUCCUACGCGUCCUCGUCCCCGCGCACUGGCCUGCCAGAGGAUGAGAAAGCCGCCUUCACCACCCUGCACCGCCACAUCCACCUUUCGGUCCGGGUCUUCUACAACCUCUUCCACGACUCCUCGGGCAUCCUGCAAUCCCACCUCCACUGGGUCGCCGCGGUGCUGGGCAAAGACAAGCGGCACGCCACCUCGCGAUCCGUCCACGACAUCCUCGAGCUCCCGCGGCCGGGGACGAUCUACCGCGGCCCCUCCGUCCGACCUCUAGCCCAAGGGGCCAGCCUGUGGGCGCGAGCCUGCGCCGAGUGGCUGAAGCUCAUAUACCGGCCGAUGGAAUGUGUGCACCGGUUCCAGGGAUCGCGUGGCUUCUGCACACUGCGCAAGGUGCUGCAGGACUGCGAUGUGGCCAUCGUGCGGUGCAAGCUGGGGGACCGCCGAAUGGCGGCGUGGGAGGACGUGGUGCGCAGCGUCGUCGAGGGCUGCCCGCGCAUAUUCAAACCGGAGCAUGCUGACAUGCUGAUCGCCCACUUUCGCGACGAGGCCAGGAAGGCGGAUCGGGCGAGUCCGCUCAAGAAGCUCCUCGGGGACUGGACUUUCGAGGGCUGUGUCCAUCCUCUGGCUGCGCUGGCGGGACUGAGGUCGGCCGCGGUGGAGCGCUCCUCGCAAAAGGCCAAGGCUAAGAGAGGGAAGAAAUCCACCAUCCCACACUCCAGAUCUCACCAACGUCCCGCCUACCAUGACCCUGCGAACAAUCCCUUCGCGACGUCCGAAUUCCAGUGCAUCGGUGGUCUGGUUGGCAUCUCGCACACGCCGUGUGCCGUGUGCAACAUGCUCGCCGAGCACGCUCUCGACGUCAGCAGGAGCAGCAACGUGGUGGCACCGUGUGCACUGCCGCCGAUCAUGUCGGCCACGCAGCGUGUAAAUGUGAUGCGAACGGUUGAGCGGAGGCUGGAGGAUGUACUGAUGGAGCUGUUGGAGGUGGUUGAUCCCGACCCGAAUCUCUCGGAGUUGUCGACGAGGGCUGGAGGUGUGGGGGGGCAAAGACAGGCGAGGUGGGUAUGAAGUAGAGAGCAGGUACUUGGGCAUGCUACGUAGGACGAAGUAGGGGGUAGUCAGGGAGGGAGGCAGUCAAGGGAGGUAGGCGGGGAGGAAGGAAUGGAUACGGAUCGGCACUGCUUGCUUAGUUAAUUAGGGGCAGGCGGGAAGAUGCAGGUGUACGUAAGACGGGUAGGUAUCAAAAGCAUCAUCUAGGGUUUUUGGGGACUAAUGCUUGAACUCUGUGCAAAGACCCCAGCGUAAGGAUUCCGUGGGGGGGGGAGCGAAAUGCGUCGAGGGCACGAGCCAAUUUGCUGUGCCCAUCGCACCGCUUACGUGGGUGGACAUUUGUAAGGAUAUCCGAAGAUGGCUGUCGUCGUGCGGACACAGAUCUUCCUUGGCCUGGGAAAUAGCCGUGGCCAUGUGUGGAAGGCCUGGUCCCGGUGUGGAAGGCCU
Messenger RNA from Tricharina praecox, 2622 nucleotides. RefSeq lists its product as uncharacterized. Lineage: Eukaryota; Fungi; Ascomycota; Pezizomycetes; Pezizales; Pyronemataceae. The coding region runs from base 244 to 2193 and encodes 649 amino acids. The record is from RefSeq and is a predicted model, not a curated record. The transcript has a single exon.